Messenger RNA from Thermothelomyces thermophilus ATCC 42464, 878 nucleotides. RefSeq lists its product as uncharacterized. NCBI's taxonomy places the organism in Eukaryota, Fungi, Ascomycota, Sordariomycetes, Sordariales, Chaetomiaceae. The record is from RefSeq and is a predicted model, not a curated record. The transcript is spliced from 2 exons. Bases 1 to 753 code for a protein of 250 amino acids.
AUGUCAGACGAACCAUCCUCCCACGCCGUAACGGGCCCGCCAAUUCCCACCAUCACUUAUGGUUCUGGCGGGUCUUUCAGCGUCUCAUGCUCCUCCCGCAUCGCUGCCACGCCGAAAGAGUGCCUGGACGUGGUAACGGCCGCGUCAGAGUAUCCCGCCUGGAAUCGCUUCUGCCGGAAAUGCACCAUCGACGCCCAGCCCCCCGCGGCGGCGGCGGCGGCGGCGACGGCGGCGAGAAACAGCGACGACGGGCCAUGCCCAGACACGUUCCUCCGCCUCGGCACCCAAUUCACCUUUGACGUCCACCUGGACCCGGAGGGCCCCGACGGUAAGCCCGGCCGCCCGACCGCCCUCGAGGUCAGCGUGCUGGAGCCCAUCGACGAGGAGGAGGACCCCGGGGACGGCUCGGGGGGCCGCCGCCGCCGCAGGGGCUGGCGCAUCGCCUGGAAGCAGCGCCACGGCCUGCUCAUGCCGGCCGCGAUGCUCCGCUCCGAGCGCGUGCAGGAGUUUGUCGAGGUCGCCGGCGACGGCGACGGCCGCCCGCCCGGGACGCAGUACUACUGCUGGGAGACCUUCUACGGCCCGCUGGCCCCCGUGGUGCGGCUGAUCGUUGGAAGGCAGGUCGAGCGGGGCUUCGAUGCCUGGUUGCGGGGGUUGAAGGCGAGAGUCGAGAUGACGGGGCAGGGGCAGGGCCAGGGGCAGGGGCAGGGGCGGGGUGGCUGCUUGAAAGAGGGCAAGAGAACCGAUCGGUAGCGUGACCCAGGCGUGUACGAUGUAAUUUUUUUUUUUUUUUGGUUCCCCCUCGAGUCGUGUAUGGUAUGCUGUAUAUAUAGUUGGCAUCCUGACUCAGCAUAGUAACCAUUUCUCUGUUCACCUCG